Exophiala oligosperma is the source of this 2967-nucleotide messenger RNA. RefSeq lists its product as uncharacterized. Gene Ontology annotation, molecular function: mismatched DNA binding; ATP binding; ATP-dependent DNA damage sensor activity. The coding region runs from base 1 to 2967 and encodes 988 amino acids. Gene Ontology annotation, cellular component: nucleus. The record is from RefSeq and is a predicted model, not a curated record. NCBI's taxonomy places the organism in Eukaryota, Fungi, Ascomycota, Eurotiomycetes, Chaetothyriales, Herpotrichiellaceae. The transcript has 6 exons. Gene Ontology annotation, biological process: mismatch repair; reciprocal meiotic recombination.
AUGAGGGCGUCUCGAGCAUUGUCAACGACUUCUCGCCUCACUCGCAAAACCCAAGGUGGGUCAACUGGCGGCUCAAACACUAGACCACGAUCCCGGCGUGCAUCGACGUCAAUGGGCCAUGCAAACUCUGAAAUUGUAUGUGCAGUCGCAGAAUGUCGUGGUAUUUCUCCCGUCGUUGGUCUUUCUUUUGUCGAUAUCUCUACCUGUGAAGCUGUUCUCUGUCAAUUUUCCGAUACACAGACAUAUGCACGCACAUGUCACAAAAUCUCAGUCUACGGUCCUUCUGAAAUUCUUUACAUGCCAAAUGCCGCGGACUCGAAACUUGUCUCUAUCAUAUCUGAAAACCUUGACGUUGAAGAAAACGACAUUUCUAUGCACAAUGUAGACAGAAAGCAUUGGUCUGAAAGUGCUGGUCAUGAUUAUAUUGAAUUUCUGGCUUGUCCAAAUGAUCUUGACGCCUUGAAAAUCGCGCUUACAGGCAACAACUGUGCAACAUGCUGUUUCUCGGCAGUAUGUAAUGACAACAACAGAAUUCCUACAGCUAAACUGACGUUACAGGCAAUGAGAUACACUGAGCACGCACUGCAGAAGAUAUUUGCUCGCAAGUCGUUACGCGUCAGGUUCGAAACUGCCGAGGGUUCUAUGAUGAUUGAUCCAUCUACCAUUGCCUCGCUCGAGCUCGUCCAGAACGCACAAAAUGCAAAAUCUCGGGAGUGCCUCCUUGGAUUAUUAAACAAUACAUUGACUCCCAUGGGCGCUCGUUUUCUGAGAGCCAACAUUCUUCAACCUUCGACGGACGUCGAGAAAAUCAACAAACGGCAAGACGCUAUUGAGCAGUUGUCGAAACAAGAGCACACCCUAUCUGCUCUUCGUGACGCCAUGAGGUCUUUCGUGGAUAGUGAUCGUAUCCUUGCGGCCCUUGUGGUGAUGCCCACGAAACCCGAUUCCACCUAUACGGAACAAUCCGUGAACAAUGUGCUCAUGCUGAAAACCUUUGUUGACUCAAUUGCGCCAAUAUGGCGAGCACUAGGCAACAGCAAUUGCGAAGAACUAUCGAAUAUCUACCAGCUUUGCAGUUCGGAAAACUACGCAAAAGUUGAGAACAUAAUUUUGGAAACUAUCAAUGAGGAUGUCCAUUAUUCAACAAAGCCAACAGACCUACGUAAUCAACGAGUCUAUGCCAUACGCGCUGGUGUCGAUUCCGUGCUAGACGUGGCUCGCCAAACGUUCAAAGAAAUCAAUGAAGAUGUCUACAGGAUGGUCGAGGAGCUGAAAGUCGCACACGAACUCCCUUCCUGUGAUCUCAAAUUCGACACAGCCCGCCAGUAUUUCCUACGCAUCAACUGCGACGACUCCUUCAGUCAAAACCUUCCCGAAAUCUUGAUCAACAUAUUUCGCCGACCCAAGUAUAUAGAAUGCCAGACUCUUGACCUUGUCAAAAUGAACCAAAAGAUGCGCAACGCUCACGCUGAUAUCAUACACCUUGGCGAUGGCGCUGUCCAACAACUCAUCGGGACCGUCCGCUGUGAGAUUCACCCGCUCUUUAAAAUAUCCGAAGCCAUUGCACUUCUCGACAUGCUCUCGUCUCUUGCUCAACUCAGCAUCAUAAACAACUACACUCGUCCGGAGAUAACGGACACUCUCGGCCUCGAAGCCUGCCGUCAUCCUUUGAGGGAGAAGAUCCAGCUUGAACGUUUCGUCCCCAACCACGUGUACGCCACGCAGCAGACUCGCUUCCAGAUCAUCACAGGCUGCAACAUGAGUGGAAAGAGCACAUAUAUCCGCAGUAUUGCACUGGCGGUCAUCAUGGCCCAGAUGGGAAGCUUCGUCCCUGCAAGCUCCGCGAGUCUCCCCAUCAUACGGAACCUGUUCGCCCGUGCCUCGACGGACGAUAGCAUAGAAGCCAACAUUUCUUCCUUUUCGGGUGAAAUGCGCGAAAUGGCCUUCAUCCUACGUACGAUUUCCGAACAAAGCCUCGUCAUCAUCGACGAGCUGGGCCGUGGCACGAGCACGACGGAUGGAUUGGCCAUUGCGAUCGCGAUCGCCGAGGCCCUCGUCGAGUCCAAGGCGCUGGUGUGGUUUGUCACGCAUUUCCGUGAUCUGCCUAGGAUCCUGGCCGAGCGGGCAGGCGUGGUCAACCAUCAUCUCGCCGUGGACAUUGGCGACGACCUGUCCAAGAUGACGAUGAGGUACCAGAUCUCCGAUGGCUACGAGGAGAAAAGAUUCUACGGCCUGGCCUUGGCCAAGGUGGUCGGUCUGCCCGAGCCGGUCCUCGACGUGGCCGAGAGCGUGUCGCGGUCGUUGAACGAUCGGAACGACGCACAGAAACGGAACCCCAAGGCCGCGGCCGAGGCGAAACGGAGAAAGUUGCUGCUCAAUCUGCGCGAACACCUGGUGCAGGCGAGAGACAGUUGCGCGACCGGUCAGACGGAGACGGCCGAUCGCCGGGCGUGGUUGAUGAGACUACAGGACGAUUUCGCAUUGGGAAUGAGGGGCAUAGACAUUGAGGCUGGAGAAGUAGUAGAAGGGGACGGAGACGGCGAUACCGAAGCGACGCCGAGUGACGAACACACCGACACCGUCACCGACACCGACACCCCGGGUCGCCGCGGCCGACACAAAGACGCAGGCAUCAUCAUGCCCGGCGCAUCGAUGAUGGAGGAGGGCGGAAUGCAAAGCAACGGCAAACAUCAUGCGGAGACUCUCUCCGACACUCGUUCCUCCUCUUCUUCCUCUGUCGUCGAGGUCGUCGACAGGUCCGCCACCGUCCAAGGAAUCAAGAGGGAAGAUUUUGAGGAGCGGCACGAAGAAGAAGGAGUAGCAGUAGCAGCAGAAGAACAUGACUCUGACACGACGACCCACGUCGAUACUACGACGCACGGUAGUGAUGACCACUACGCGGACGAGUACGAUGACGACGACGACGACGACGAAGAAAUGAUGAUGCUCGAUCAUGAGCCUUGGUGA